This is a messenger RNA of Salvelinus namaycush (lake trout), 812 nucleotides long. RefSeq names its product probable U3 small nucleolar RNA-associated protein 11. Gene Ontology annotation, biological process: rRNA processing. The record is from RefSeq and is a predicted model, not a curated record. The transcript has 6 exons. Lineage: Eukaryota; Metazoa; Chordata; Actinopteri; Salmoniformes; Salmonidae. The coding region runs from base 1 to 600 and encodes 199 amino acids. Gene Ontology annotation, cellular component: nucleolus; small-subunit processome.
AUGGAGCCCGCAAGACAGCACAAACAGAUCUGGAACCACACUGAGGAACUCCUUUCAAGGACCUUUCUGACGGGGUCGGCCUGCUGUAAAAAAGGCCCCGCAAUGGAUGGAGUGCAUGUGUCGAAUAAGGCUAAAGGAACAGAGGAGGAGAAUACAGAGGAACAGAGGAAGGUGAUGAGGACGCAGGAUAUCAGAUAUGUGGAGAUGAAGAGAGUGGCUGAGGGCAAGAACAUUGAGAGGUUGAAAUGGGAACUCCAUCUCCUGGACGCUGACGUAGCAGACUUUGACUUGGCCAGCCACCUGGAUACAGCUCCUGAGCUGGUGGACAGAGUGUACAACCGGCCCACCCGCCAUACGCUGGAGAGCAACACCAUCCAGGGUGCCGUGGAGCCUCUCAGUAUAAAGAAGUUGGCCAGACAGAGGAAGCACCAGUAUAAGAUCUUGUCCCAGCGGAUUGACCGGGAGAAGAAGAUGUUUGUCAUUGGCCAGAAGAUCCAGACCCGCAAAGACCUACACGAUAAGAACGAGAAGGUGAAGGUGAGCAAAGAGACGGUCAAUGCCUCUGCCGUCUACAAGUUUGAAGCUAAGAGGAAGCGAUGAGAAAGGUAAACCUCUUUGAACAGGAAACGCAUCAUCAACCAGACAUUUCUGUGGCCUGUUAUACAAUCACCAGUCGGUCUCCAUCGGACAGUAAUGUGAACUUUGGUUUUCCUAUUGCAAUUCAUGUGGAUAUGGACUAGUGAAAUGGUCAGGGAAUACCCUCUCAAUUGUUGUUGGAGGCAUAGAUUGAUCUCUAUGGUUGCAGCAAUGAG